UCUCUUCGUUUUACUUUGAAGAUCAAAUAUCUACAAAGUGGACAACUUUGCCUCGCAAUAUUGAGAUGCCCGUUGCUGAAAAUGAUGAUCCUCUUUGUCUCGCCAUAUUCAAACCUAUUGGGCGUUCACUUGGCCGAGGGACGAAGAGAUACAUGGAUGAGCGCGAAUGGCAUGCUGCACACAUGUAUAUUUUGAGCAAUUGUGCAGAGGUUGCAGAGACAUAUAGCAAGAUCUUCAAGGAGGAAAAACGAUAUGCAAAUCCUUACAUGACUGAUGCAGAGUUUGAAGUCGCGUUUCACAACGAGUUUAUUCUGUGGUUUAACCAUUACGUUUGUCGUCCUUGUAACGACGAGUUGAACCCUUAUAUUAGGUCGCUUGCAGCUGGACCAUUAAGGGAGAUUGAAACAUACUCCGGCUAUUUCGUGAAUGGCUACAGGUUUCACACAACUGAUCAUGAUAGAGAGAGUGCGACUGUGAACAGUGGCGUUUGCAUAAAAGGUUCGGUCUAUGGUAGUGAUAGAGAUGUGCUAGACUUUUAUGGGCGUCUGCAAGAGGUUUGCGUGCUGGAGUAUCCGGGGUAUCCAAUUAAGCAGACAGUCUUGUUCAACUGUGAAUGGUUUGAUUUGUCGGCUCAGGGAACUUCUAUUGAUACAGACUUCAAGUUAGUUUCACUGAACCACACACGAAGAUAUAGGAAGUAUGAUCCCUUUGUUUUGGCGAGUCAAGUAGUUCAAGUGUUUUACUGUCCCUAUCCCAGUACGAACCAAUCAAAGAAAAAUUGGUGGUCAGCAUGCAAAGUCAACGCAAGAUCUAAGGUUGAAGUGUCUACUGCAGCAUCUACAUCAACAUUAGAUCAACCAUUUCAAGAAGAAGUGGUUACUAUUAUGCCUACUCACACAAGUGUAGGCAUUGAACAACCACUUCUCCUUCAUCCCCUCGGUGAAGUCGUUGAGAUUGAAGAUGACGAUGAAGCAGAAGACGAUGAUUCCCCGUUGACAUCUAACGAUAGUGAUGAUGAUAGUAGUGAUGCUUAUGAAUAAAUGCAUCAUGUCUACCUCUCGAGGUUUGUUGGGAUUUGGGAGGCAAUCUGGCGUUAAUGCGCCAGAAGCUACAGCAGAUACAUCUGAUGGGUCUGGGACGCAUAUUUCUGGGACUCCCGAGACUCCCAAUGCUUCUAGUAGUUCACGGGCUAGAAGGCCUAGGGGCCCUACAGCUGCCGCUAUCAGAGAGAGAGAGGUUAAGGCACCUGAUGGGAGGACGGUAUUUCAGAGGCAUCCUGAGACUGGUGUUUUGUUGGAGCCCACUGGCCUGUCCAAAGCUUGCACGUGCACAUUUAAGAUGUUUGAAAACACAGGCGGGUACACAUGGAAGUUGACGCCCCCGGCGAUGAAGGAUAAAUUUUUUGAUGAAUUACAGAAAGAGUUUACGUGGAAGCCCGAGGAUGAACAUGACGUGAGGAUCAUGUGGGAGACAAAAGCCCGCAAAAGGUACUCCGACAUGAUGAGCGACUACAAGUCAACUCUCAAGCAGUGUAUCAGCCAAGGGAGAGAGAUGUCUAGGCCCGUCUGGAUGACUCCCGAUUUCUGGACUGGACUCCGGGAUUACUGGCAUCAGCCCGAGGUUGAGGCUGUUUCAACUCGAGCUCGUGCCAACCGGAUGUCCGAGCCCGAUGGGGAGGGUACAGGGAUCAGUAGGCACGUGGGCGGGUCCCAGUCGACUCGUAUCCUGCAGCAGUAUAUGAGCUUGGAUCCUGGUACUCCCCAGGAUGCACCGAACUAUGCCACCUUCCUCCGCCUCCACACGUACGCCGACGGAAGUUAUACGUCGGAGAGAGAUGCUAGAAUUGACGCCGAGGUUCAUCGACUGGCCGCUGCCACAGGACGACAGGAGCGGCUAGACGAGGUGUAUUUGGAGGUGGUGCAAAUUGAUAGGUCACGGAUCUACGGCGUCGGGAGUGCCGGGCAGAGUCAGGCUAGUAGGGGGUCUAUCCGCAGCACGGGCACUUCUGCGGUGUCUCAGCAGCUUUAUGAGACACGGAUCUCCACGCUGGAGGAGCGAUUGGCGGCAGAGCAAGCACAACGCCAACAGAUAGAGGAGCGCAUGGCGGCAGAGCAAGCAGAACGCCAACAGAUGCAGGACCGCGUGGCUCAAUUGGAGGCGUUUAUGAUGAUGUAUAAGGCUCCGCCACCUCCACACCCUGAUGCCGAUGAUGAUGAUGAUGAUGAUGCUUAGACUUAUGUUUAUGUUUUCAAACAAAAUUACAUUUGCACUUUCUUUUCAAAUUUAUGUUUUAUUGAACUAUAUAUUUCAAGUGCUUUAAUUAUUAAAACUAUAAAUGUUUUAUAUA
Messenger RNA from Salvia miltiorrhiza (redroot sage), 2347 nucleotides. RefSeq lists its product as uncharacterized. The record is from RefSeq and is a predicted model, not a curated record. NCBI's taxonomy places the organism in Eukaryota, Viridiplantae, Streptophyta, Magnoliopsida, Lamiales, Lamiaceae. The coding region runs from base 1012 to 2232 and encodes 406 amino acids. The transcript is spliced from 8 exons.